This is a messenger RNA of Chelonus insularis, 1860 nucleotides long. RefSeq lists its product as uncharacterized. The transcript has a single exon. NCBI's taxonomy places the organism in Eukaryota, Metazoa, Arthropoda, Insecta, Hymenoptera, Braconidae. Bases 142 to 1860 code for a protein of 572 amino acids. The record is from RefSeq and is a predicted model, not a curated record.
AUUGGUGCUGGAGUGGGUACUGCAGUCACAGGUGCAGCAUCAAUCACAGAAGGAUUGGUAGUUGACAAAGUUCCCGGUCAACGACCACAAGUUCCUUCCAUCGAUCCAAAUUUAAAAGUUAUAUCUCGAGUAACUAAAAUCAUGGACGAAAGGAACAAACAAUCAGCUGUUCAGCUGUCUCGAGCUGUACGAAGCUUGGAAACAUACGUGGAAGAUUUAUCGGCAUCAAAGGAAGAUAAAAUGAAAAAACGUCGAAUUAUAUUCAAACUCAGGACACAACUGCAAGAAGCCAUGUUCAGAAAAGCAGAAUCUAUAUCAGACGUAAUUCAGAAACAAGAAGAUAUUGAAAAGAUUAAUAAAGAAUUAGCUGAUUUCACAAAGUCAGAAAAAGAUAGUCUACAAAAAGCGAAGGAAGAGGGCAAUAAAGAUAAAGACGAGGUAAAGAAAGCGCGUGAAAGGUCUCUUCGCCAGAUAAAAAAUGUGCAAACAAUUAUAAACAGCGUAAAAGUUGUAGUUGAUUUUGCAUCACAACUCAAAAAUGAUGAAAGCAUGAUGAGUCUUCUUGAUAAUCAGAUGUCUAAAUAUUACAAGCAAUUAGAAGAUUUGCAAAAAAUGGAACAGCAAGUGUACGACAUAAUACUACCCGAUUUUCGUCAAAUUGAAGAAACAAUAAACGAAAUUAAGAAAUCAGCGAACGGAUCAUCACAUGCCAAAUUGGAUAUGUCUAAAUGGACUGUUCGAACAGCUUUAAGGGAUGUGAAAUCAUUGUUGCAAAAAUUCACCCAGAAAAUGUCUUUCGAACUCCAGAGUAAUUUGAUGCGUUACUUUGAGAAGAUCGACGAGGGUUUCUCUAUACUCAUUGAUAUUUACGACCGCAUUGAUUCUUACGCGGACAGUGUUGCACAAGCUGAAUAUAUAGCAAAUAUUGUAUCUGCAUCAAUGUCUAAUAUCCAUAUCACUAAUUCCGAACUGAGCAAUGCAGUGAUUGAUCUGAAGUUGAUAAUACAAUCAAACAUACUGCUAGAAAAGUACGGCAUAGCAUUGCAUGCAUUCAAGCAACAUUUUUUCCCAUUUGCUGCUCGAGUGUUACAGAAGUUCCAAUUGCCUACUGAUAUGCAGCUCAAGGACACUGAAUCAGUAAGAUCUAAUAUUGUCGACAGAAUCAUGGAUAUGAAAAAUCACAUUGACGAAAGUGAAGCGACAAUAGGCGAAUACAGCAAAUAUAUUCACGAAAAGAAGAUAUUCAACAGCAACACUACUGGCUCUUCACCAUUUUAUGUGUGGAAACAUGAUACAAUUAAGGAUGAAGUACAACAAUUGCUAAACGGCUCGGAGAUUUUACUCAAAGCGGAUAUAUCUAAAGGACUGUUCUACAAUUCCGUGAAAUACAACGAUAUAGGAAUAAAUUUAAAAUUAAAGAACAGUACCUUGCAAAACAAUCUAAAUUCGGUGCUUCAAAACUUUGCGCUGACCAUGACCAUGGUUGGAAAUUAUUACUAUCGAUGCGGAGAGCGAUACUAUUUUAUUUCGUUUGAUGAUGAUAUUACUAUCUCUUAUACUCUUACCCAAGAUGAAAACAAAAAUUGGCUUGACCCUAACAAGGUAUAUACGACAAUUCUUAAUAGCCACACCUUCCUCAGCCCCUAUGUAAUGUGGAGUAUCAAAUUAAACAGCGUUGAUGAAUCUGUGUCGUUCAAUCAUUUGAAUGCAUAUGCUGAUGAGAUAAUUGACAUAGAGUUGUUUGGUCGGGGCUAUUACAUUGAGCAGCAUGCUGAUUUUAAUUUCGAAGUUUGCAAUCAAUAUUUGGAUACAUUUUACGAUGUAGGAGUAAUUGCCAGAGAGCUUCCAAACUUUUUUUAA